CACAGGUCUGCCUGAUCGACAAAGGUGCUGAGGACCUGUCUCUCGUGAGAAACGACGUGGGGCUGAUAAUGUCUUCUGCCAUUCUCUUUAUCAAUCUCAUCCCUAUCCUUAACGACCAGUCUGAUGCACUCUAAUACGCAACUGUUGUAUUCAGGUAACUUCUGGUGCGCUCAGAAUCCACGCUGAUUGUAUGCAAGCAUCGAUUUUGGCAAUCUGACUCUGUCUCCCCACAGCGUAUCAGCGCAUAGCAUCUGCAAUUGAAGCAAGAACAAUGGGGUGGCAGCUCGACCAGAGCUCCAGCGUACGCAUCCAGCUUGUGAGACAGAUUCGACUUCUUGCCGUGUUGGCAUUGUCUUGGGGUUUGCCCCUCGCAGAGUCACGAAGCUGGAACAUUCUGGACGCCAGUCAGAAAGACGACGGCCUGGUUACAUCGCUUCCUGGAUUUUCUGGGGCCUUUCCUUCGAGGCACUUUGCUGGGUAUAUCACAGUGGACGAGGUGCACGACCGCAACCUGUUCUACUAUUUUGUGGAGUCUGAGAGGAGCCCCACUGAUGACCCGCUUGUCCUGUGGCUUAACGGCGGCCCCGGCUGUUCGUCCUUUGACGGCUUUGUCUAUGAGCAUGGCCCUUUCAAAUUCCACCCUGACAAUGGGAUCGACGAGCUCCCCACUCUGAAGCUCAACAAGUACUCCUGGAGCAAGGUGGCAAACACCAUCUACCUCGACUCCCCCGCUUUUGUCGGGCUGAGCUACUCGCGAAACGAGACGGACGCCAUCACCAACGACCUGCGCACCGCAGAAGACACCCACACCUUCCUCCUCAAGUGGCUGCAGCAGUACCCCCGGUUCCUGGAUCACGACUUCUACAUCGCGGGCGAGUCGUACGCCGGCAUCUACGUCCCGACGCUGGCCAGGGAAGUUGAUGCGGGAAUCGAAGCGGGGGUGGAACCGAAGAUCAACUUCAAGGGUUAUGCUGUGGGGAACGGCUGCACCGACGAGCGGUUUGACGGGAAUGCCAUCAUCCCGUUCACCCACGGCAUGGGCCUUAUUGACGACGAUCUUUACGAGGCCCUCUUCAAAGAGGCCGGCGGCGAGUUCUGGAACGCCUCCUCCAAGGACUACUCCGCGUUACUCGACCGUGCCAGUGACGACACCGACGGUCUAAACAUCUAUGACAUCCUGGAGAAGUGCUUCCACCCCCCCAACCCAAACCCGAUUGCUGCGGGGGGGUCGAUUCUCACUGCGGGCCUGACCAAUUUGCCCGCGGACCCACCCCCCCGGGUGCGGAUGUUUGGGCGGGGCUGGCCGCUGCUCGCGCCGCUCAGGGAGGGCCACGUGCCCAGCUGGCCGGAACUAAACGGAAACGGACUCGUUCCGUGCAUGGACGAUCGGGUUGGAAGCCGAUGGCUGAACGACGAGGCUGUGCGCACAGCGAUCCAUGCCCGGCCGGUGUCGGACAUCGGGCCCUGGUUGCUGUGCACGGGGCGCAUUGCCUACACGCAUAACGCCGGGAGCAUGGUGCCCAUUCACCGAAACCUGACCGGAAAAGGGUACCGGGUGCUCAUCUACUCGGGCGACCACGACAUGUGUGUCCCGUACACCGGCUCUGAAGCGUGGACCCGCUCGUUGAACUACGAAGUGGAGCAAGCCUGGCGGCCCUGGAUCAUUACAGACGAGUCGAACGACAAGCAGGUCGCGGGGUACACCGUACGUUACGGACACAACCUGACCUUUGCAACCGUCAAGGGCUCCGGCCACACAGUCCCCGAGUACAAGCCAGCGGAAGGGCUAAAACUAUUCACAUCGUUCCUCGACGGCGUCCCGCUGUAGACGCCUCCGUUCUGACAAGGGGACUAACGAGGUACCUCACAUUCAUGCGUCCAAAAGGGCUCAUUGCUAAUGUCGUUGCUGAUUAGUUAAGGUACUGGUAGCUCGCUCUUGUGACGCCUUGGUAGCCGCUGCUGCAGUUGAUCUCAAUUGGACAGCCCCAAAAAGUGGUGUUCGUUUUCUGCCGGAGAGAUGCAGGAGCAUGCGUCUUGGUUCUUUAUUCAUGUUGAGCAGUCUUGUAAAAGAGCUGCGGGAGGAUAAAGGACAAGGCCACUCAUUCAACGAGAUACGUAACGUCGCCGGAGAAUAGCCGACUAGCGCCGAGAAAGCUCAGCUUUUCGGAUACACACACGGUUUGCAUAUUCUGAGUGCACGUUGUAAAGCCUGCGGGGCCCUUGAUCGAGUACAUGGGAUUUUAUAGGACCGUACGUAAUCAGUUCCACAUCGAAGCCAUCGGAGUACAAGCAGACACCCAAUUUUAAUCCG
This is a messenger RNA of Klebsormidium nitens, 2311 nucleotides long. Lineage: Eukaryota; Viridiplantae; Streptophyta; Klebsormidiophyceae; Klebsormidiales; Klebsormidiaceae. The record is from the annotation of a GenBank genome assembly.